UCUAAUCGACCGCAUACUGCACGGAGACCUCUACCCACACUACACCCUAGCCGGUAGUACGACCGCGCAAACAAAGCCCCCGCCUUUCCUGUCGCAAUUGACUCAUUGUCUCCGAACCCACAUCACAUACUUCCCACGAUGAGCGCCGAACCCGCAGAUACCGGGGAGACUCCGGCGGCACCAACGCCUGCUACAUCGGACCCAGCGCCUCCACCAAAUGCUCCACCGACAGCCGAGAAAGGAGCACCCGAAAAGCCCGCACUCUCUGGAGCAGAACUGAAGAAACGAGCAAAGGCAGAGAAAGCAGCAAAAAGAGCCCAGCAAAAGGCCGCAACGGUGGGAAUAUCAGGCGCACCACAAGACUCGAAACCGGUACAACAGGAGCCCAAGCAGCAAAAGAAGGACGGAAAACAAACUUCAAAGGAACCGAAGCAAGGCCCAAAAGAGGCUGGACAACCAGGAACGCCCCUCCCAAUGCGGCGAAGACAGUCUGUGACUCUUCCGCCACCAAAAGAGAAGGAGGAAGUAGUAAAGCAAGUCGGGUUAUUUGGCCACUUGUAUGGUCAACCAAAACAGCACUCGAUAGCUGGCGCGGCCAAGGAAGUGCACCCCGCGAUCCUGGCCCUCGGGCUGCAGUACUCGAGCUAUGUGAUUUGUGGGAGUACUGCUAGGUGCGUUUCGAUGCUACUAGCUUUCAAAAAAGUCAUUGAGUCGUACACAACUCCCAAAGGCCAAGCGCUGGCCCGGCAUCUCACAGCUCAUCAUCUUUCUCCUCAAAUCACCUACCUUCAGGCAUGUCGCCCGAUCAGUAUCAGCAUGGGAAACGCUAUCCGCCAUUUGAAAGACCUGAUUGUGAAGAUUGAUCCAGCUGUCUCCGAAGCAGACGCGAAAGAACAUCUAAUAGACUCGAUCGAUAGUUUUAUCAGGGAGCGCAUUACGGCUGCGGAUGAGCUAAUAUCAAGCGAGGCCAUGACGAAGAUCACACCUGGAGAUGUGGUUCUCACAUACGCGUCGAGCACUAUUGUGCAGACCACGCUACUAAAGGCCCACAACGCUGGUAUUCCGUUUCGAGUAAUUGUCGUAGAUUCGAAGCCAUUAUACGAGGGCAAGGCACUAGCCAGGAACCUAGCACACCACGGCCUCAAAGUCAGCUACAGCUUGAUUAGCAGCGCCGCACACGCCAUGAAAAGCGUUACGAGGAUAUUCCUCGGCGCCCACGCAAUGAUGAGUAACGGCCGUCUAUACUCCAGAGUCGGCACCGCCGCCAUCGCCAUGCUCGCCCACGAACGCGACAUCCCCGUCACUGUUCUCUGCGAAAGCGUCAAAUUCACCGACCAAGUCGCACUGGACAGCAUCGUGAAGAACGAACUCGCGUCGCCAGAAGAAUUGCUCUCCGAGAACGAACGCAGCGCACUCGUCGAUCUACUUCCAAAAGACAAAUCUAGCAGUGCAGACAAGAAUGAGGAGGUGAUGAAGUGGUGGCGGGAUGAGCCGAAUCUGCAGAUAUUGAACAUAUUGUACGAUGUGACGCCAGCGGAGUAUAUCAGCAUUGUUAUUACGGAGCAUGGAUCGUUGCCGCCGAGCUCGGUGCCGGUGGUUCAUCGGAUUAGCACGAAUACUUAGGGAUAGCUGGAGAAAUUCUGCGAGGCGUAGUCGUAAUGCACGGGACCCACGGGGGCUGGGGAAGACUGCAAUACCCCCAGCCUAAUGAGCCUUCAAAAAAUCACAAUCUAAAGGGAUGAACCACCUGAAUCGGACUCGCGUUAUUGAGGAUGGCAUUCCGCUUUUGGGGCGUGCUGGGAUUUAUUGUAGAGCUGUAAAAUAGUGAAGCUAUCACGCCGUUGAAUGGACGAGCUAGGGGAAUAGUCUCCUUUGAGAAAGGAAGACAUUUUCAAUUUUCUUAGUCAAUGAAAGUGUUCCUCAGGCCACUCCAGGCCAUAUUAUCCAGC
Molecule: messenger RNA, 1949 nt
Organism: Mytilinidion resinicola
Lineage: Eukaryota; Fungi; Ascomycota; Dothideomycetes; Mytilinidiales; Mytilinidiaceae
Product: IF-2B-domain-containing protein
Exons: 5
Coding region: 139-1623 (494 amino acids)
Source: RefSeq, a predicted model, not a curated record